CCAGUUGCCAUAGGAAUGCCCAGAGGUGACUAUUCGUCAAAACGAGGACAAACGGACAAUUUGUGGAUGACGGAUGGCACAGCUGGCAGGGCGGCGAAGUCCUUUCAUAGACCUUGGAACAUGGACACAUCCUCCGGAGACGACGAGGCUCCCAAGGAUCCAGGAGCCCAGCAGACUCACUUGCAAGGCUACACAGAGCUGGAUUUCCAAGGGCACCGUGCUCAUUCCAUAUACGUCGGCGUCCAUCUGCCGGGAAAGAAAAGACACAGACGUCAUCACAAACAUCACCACAAAGCAACCCCGCACGCCAAAGGACCUCAAGAACAGGAAGUCCCAAUUACUCCUCCAGCUCAAAGGGUUCAGUUCAUUCUUGGCGAAGAUGCAGAUGAUAACACUCACGAGUCACACCCACUUUUCUCUGAAAUGGAAGAACUCGUCAUGGGAGAAGGAGAUGUGCCCGAAUGGAAGGAAACAGCUAGGUGGAUUAAGUUUGAAGAAGAUGUGGAAGAGGGUGGAAAUAGGUGGUCAAAGCCACAUGUUGCGACUUUGUCCCUCCACUCAUUAUUUGAGCUUAGGAGCCUUCUUUUAAACGGAACUGUACUUCUUGAUAUGGAAGCACAAAGUUUAGAGCAAGUGGCUGAUCUGUUCUUAGAUAAUAUGGUUAAUGCCGGCACAGUCACAUUUGACACUCGAGAAAAGGUCAGAGAAUCAAUUUUGAGGAGACAUAGGCAUCAGCACGAAAGGAGAAAAGACAGUCAGAUGUCUCGUCUUCCUAUCAUUAGGUCUCUGGCUGACAUCGGCAGGAAUCAUUCCUCUUCAAAAAUUGAAGAGCAACAACAGCAGGCGCUGUCAGCAGGAGCUGCCAAGCCAGAGGCGGGGAAGUUCUUGUCAAUUCCUGGAGCUGGUGGGCCUCAAAUAGAAGGAAUGGAAAGAAGUCCGAGUGCUGUUUCCAUGUCAAGGAAUUACAGUUCAAGUGAUUUAAAUGGAGACCACAAGGCAAACCUUCAUUUUAUGAGAAAAAUUCCACCAGGAGCGGAAGCUUCUAAUAUUCUUGUAGGAGAAGUAGAUUUCUUGGAUAAGCCUCUGUCUGCAUUUAUAAGGCUUAACCAGGGGACUUAUUUCGGAGACCUUACUGAAGUACCUGUGCCAACUAGGUUUUUAUUUGUACUUUUAGGACCUUUGGGAGGAAUUUCAAGUUUUCAUGAAAUUGGCCGAGCGAUGGCCACUCUCAUGUCUGACGAGGUAUUCCAUGAAGUUGCAUACAGAGCUCGAAAUCGCAACCAUCUUCUAGCCGCAGUUGAUGAAUUUCUAGAUGCCGUUACUGUCUUGCCUCCAGGAGAAUGGGACCCAGCGAUUAGAAUAGAACCUCCAGCAGCAAUCCCGUCUCAGGAUAACAGGAGAAAGCCUCCAGAAAAGCCAAAAGAAGAAAUGGACCCAGAGAAAGAAGAGCAAAAGCUUCGAGAAGAAUCCGGCCUAAGUAGAACAGGGAGAUUAUUUGGUGGACUUGUGAAUGACAUUAAGAGGAAACUUCCUUGGUAUAUAUCAGAUUUUAAGGAUGCAUUAGCAGUCCAGUGCAUUGCAUCAUGGAUUUUCCUCUACUUUGCCUGUUUAUCACCGAUCAUCACCUUCGGUGGUCUUCUCUCAGAAGCUACUGGAAAAAAUAUGGCUGCUAUGGAAUCCCUAAUUUCUGGUUUUGUUUGUGGUAUUGGCUAUGGAUUUUUUAGUGGCCAACCUUUGACGAUUCUAGGCUCAACUGGUCCUGUUCUUGUUUUUGAAACGAUCGUUUUUGAAUUUUGCAAGGAUCAGGGUUGGGAUUACAUGUCGUUUAGGCUUUGGAUAGGGCUUUGGAUUGGUGUCAUUUUGUUUAUUCUAGUGGCCAUCGAUGCCAGUGCUUUGGUCUGUUACAUCACAAGAUUCACCGAAGAAAAUUUUGCAACACUUAUUGCUUUUAUAUUUAUAAUAAAGGCUUUUGAGAAUGUAUUUCAAAUCGGAACCAGGUUUCCGUUAAAUACGACUGGCUACAGAAACUGUUCAUGCAUACCGGAAGAAUUUGGAAUUAACGAAUGUCUGAAUAACUCAGGCAUACUUGUCGGCACUUGUGAAAAAGAGUAUGUUCCUGAUGUAUUUUUGAUGUCACUAGUAUUAUUUUUUGGAACAUUCCUUUUAUCGAUACAUCUCAAAGAUUUUAAAAAUGCUUCAUUCUUCCCAUCUAAGGUUAGGCAAUUCAUCAGCGAUUUUGCAGUAAUUAUUGCUAUCUUCUCAAUGACUUGGUUGGAUUAUAAAAUGAAUUUACCUACUCCAAAAUUAGAGGUGCCAAGUGAAUUCAAGCCGACCCUCCCUGGACGAGGCUGGGUAAUUUCACCGUUUUUAAACUACUGGUGGACCAUACCUUUGGCAAUUCUACCGGCUCUUCUAGGAACAAUCCUAAUAUUCAUGGACCAACAGAUCACUGCUGUUAUUGUGAACAGGAAAGAAAAUAAACUGAAGAAAGGGUGUGGAUACCAUCUAGAUUUAUUCGUCUUAGCCAUUCUAAUCGUAAUUUGCUCAGUUAUGGGACUCCCUUGGUUUGUGGCUGCCACCGUCCUUUCAAUCAACCAUGUUAAUUCUCUUAAACUCGAAUCUGAAUGUGCUGCCCCUGGAGAAAAACCACAGUUUUUAGGUGUCAGGGAACAACGUGUAACCCAUAUACUCAUAUUUUUAAUGAUUGGCAUGUCAGUUUUAAUAACGCCAAUAUUACGUAAUAUCCCUAUGCCUGUGUUGUUCGGUGUCUUCCUUUACAUGGGUGUCGCUUCUCUCAAAGGACUGCAAUUUUUUGAUAGAUUACUCAUCAUGCUGAUGCCUGCUAAAUAUCAGCCAGAUUACAUGUUCCUUAGACAGGUGCCUAUAAGAAGAGUACAUCUUUUCACAAUUAUCCAACUAGGUUGUCUUAUAAUGUUGUGGCUAAUAAAAUCAUUCAGCUCUACUUCAAUAUUGUUUCCACUUAUGCUUGUUGUGAUGAUCGGAAUUCGUAAAAGCUUGGACUUAAUUUUUACUCAGAGGGAACUCAAGAUUUUGGAUGAUGUCAUGCCGGAGACAACAAAACGUAAUGAAGAAGAUGAAGAAUCUCUAGGAAAUGAGGAUAAAGAAUUGCAGCCUGAAAAUUUGCAGAUCCCCCUCCCCAACGGCAACAUAAUGAAAAUCCCCCUAACAUCCAUUAACAUUUCGGAGGAGAUGAAUAAAACCGGGAUAUGGAAGCAGGUGAACAACGAAAAAGAAAAGAAGAAAAGCCCUGGGAAAAAUGUAAUGAAAGUUAUCAAGAGAGGGAAGCAAAAAGACGCGAUAACCGAUGAAGAAAAGGUCCGAUUAUCUACAAUGGCGGAGGAAGAAGAAGAACUAGAGCCCAUAACAAUCAAGGUGGGCAGUGAACCUGCACCUGAAAAAAAGUGUGAAACAUAAAGCAAAAAACUUUAUUGACACAUCAAGAGGGACUACUGAAUGCACUCUAAGGAAAUCAAAAGGGCCUGGGACGGAAGUCUAAAUGAACUGACUGAAUACAAUUUUUGUAUGAAUGAGACACCAAUAGGAACUGCGCUUUAUUGUAAAAACAUUUUAAAACAAAAAAAACCUUAACUGAUCAUUCUUAUUUAUAUAUAUAGAAAAUUUAUAAUUAAAUAAAUGAAGAGAUUUGUUUAGCUUAAUUAAAUAAAUUUUU
This is a messenger RNA of Cimex lectularius (bed bug), 3691 nucleotides long. It is a transcript of the gene Ndae1, whose product is annotated as sodium bicarbonate cotransporter 3. Lineage: Eukaryota; Metazoa; Arthropoda; Insecta; Hemiptera; Cimicidae. Gene Ontology annotation, cellular component: plasma membrane. The record is from RefSeq and is a predicted model, not a curated record. Gene Ontology annotation, molecular function: sodium:bicarbonate symporter activity; monoatomic anion transmembrane transporter activity; solute:inorganic anion antiporter activity. Bases 16 to 3435 code for a protein of 1139 amino acids. Gene Ontology annotation, biological process: monoatomic anion transport; transmembrane transport; bicarbonate transport. The transcript has 24 exons.